GCUUGUCUGCUCUUUUCUCUGCCCAGGUAUGAGGAAACAUUUUGACUACCAAACAAUAAUCCUGAUCGUCAUUUGUGCUCUGAUCCUGGCAGCCUUGGUUGUAUUGAUAGGAGUUGUCCUCCGUCUUUACUUCAAAGUAGUCAAUGCACUGGAUGCAGCUAGAAUUGUAAAAGAAACAAAUGGUGCUGUGAGCUGUAUUUAUCCGUGCAAGGUCAGCCAUGAGAACAUCCUCCAGGCCAAACCCAUCCCUAUGGAGUCUUGUCGUACCCUCCAGUGCUGUGAUGCCUGCAGUGUCUAUACAGAUGUUGGUGCCCUCCCACCUUGCAUUUGUAGCGUAAGUGAAGGACUCUGACUUUGCAGUGGUGGAUGAAAAGGAAUCUUCAUGAUCAAUAUUUCAAUUCCCUAGUGGAAUAUUUUCUUAAUCCACUUUCUAUAGUGUUUCUGUUGUCGUGUACCACCUACCAUGAUAUUUAUGUACUUUCAUAAAAACAUACAAUAUUGAA
Messenger RNA from Microtus ochrogaster (prairie vole), 503 nucleotides. Its product is annotated as protein FAM24A-like. The record is from RefSeq and is a predicted model, not a curated record. The transcript is spliced from 2 exons. NCBI's taxonomy places the organism in Eukaryota, Metazoa, Chordata, Mammalia, Rodentia, Cricetidae. Bases 29 to 352 code for a protein of 107 amino acids.